GAAGCCGUGGCGCUGUAAGGGGUAGUGCUUCCAGGUGGGAGCGAGGUGACCUCGGCUGCCAAAGCGAUAAGGCGGAGUAGCCAUGGGGGCGCACCUGGCCCGGCGCUAUGUUGGGGAUGCCUCGGUGGAGCCUGACCCCCUGAAGAUGCCUAGCUUCCCCCCGGAGUACGGCUUCCCGAGGCGCAAAGAGCGCGUGAUGGUGGCCACGCAACAGGAGAUGAAUGAUGCCCGGCUGACACUGGAGCAACGUGACUACUGUGCCCACUACCUCAUCCGGCUGCUCAAGUGCAAGCGGGACAGCUUCCCCAACUUCCUGGCCUGCAAACACGAGCAGCAUGACUGGGACUACUGCGAGCACCUAGACUAUGUGAAGCGUAUGAAGGAGUUUGAACGUGAGCGGCGACUGCUCCAGCGGAAGAAGCGGAGGGAUGAGAAGGCGGCACGGGUAGCCCGGGGCCAUGGAGAUGGAGAGGUGGGCCCUGAGGUGGCCCUGUAGGGAUUAACCACCAGCCUGUGGACCUACCAGUGAAAUAAAAGCCUUGGGUCACCUGCCUAA
This is a messenger RNA of Meriones unguiculatus (Mongolian gerbil), 556 nucleotides long. It is a transcript of the gene Ndufb7, whose product is annotated as NADH:ubiquinone oxidoreductase subunit B7. Gene Ontology annotation, cellular component: mitochondrion. The record is from RefSeq and is a predicted model, not a curated record. Bases 83 to 496 code for a protein of 137 amino acids. NCBI's taxonomy places the organism in Eukaryota, Metazoa, Chordata, Mammalia, Rodentia, Muridae. The transcript is spliced from 3 exons.